AGUUAUGUUCAAUCUGCUUGUAUUCCAAGUAAAGCAAACAUAAUUCCUUAAGUCAGUCUGUCCCAUAAUGUAUAACAGUAUGAGUAGUCUAAGUCACUGUAUUUUGAAGUGCCUGCACCUGUAUGGUGUUAUCCAGUUAUCCAGUGACUGAUCAUGUAUACUUACACAACUUAACUGUUUGUCUAUAGUCAAAAUGUCUUAGUGGUAAUGGUGGCACUGAAGUUUAGAAGUGUAGUCUACAUUCAGUUGGUAAUGGCACAGUAAAAAUGUAAUCGUAAAGAAGAUAAGUCAAGAAGUACAAAUAAAUAAAAACAUCCAUUCCAAGAAGGGUGGAUGCUUGUCAGUAAAUCAGCAGAGAAGACAUGGCUAGUUAAAAAAACAGCUUAUAAUGAAAUAGCAACGUUUUCUGAACUGUAACUAUAUUGGAGUCAGCAGUAAACUGAAAGACAAAUGGUACAAUUUCAAGCAAGACAGAGGGGCAAUCUCAAAAGAUGUCUCUCCUCUGUCUUUGUGUGAUGUCACCAGUGGUAGAACUGUUGUAAUUGACUUGGUGGGGGCGAUGGCGUCAUUUCGUGCACUGGUGUAGCCUCCCGUGCUCGAAAGUAGAAGGGAGUAGCAUCUUUAGCGAGGCGAUCGUGGCUCCCGCGGCCGGGAUGGAGUACCGCCAAGCCGGACACCUCACGUCGGAAAAUAUGGAGGCUGUUGCCGAGGAUCUGCGGGCCGGCUCUCGGAUUCCUGUCACUAUCGAUCAAAUAGUUAACGAUACACUCGUGGUGACACUUACCUAUCAAGAAAGGAGUUACAUGGGGAUAUUACUCGAUUGCAACAAAAAGACUGGCCUUUUCUGUUUACCGGAGGUCACAACGAAACCAGUGGAAUGUCCUGCAUUGAAACCUGGUUGUGAAAUCCCUGAAGUCCUAAGGGAGGAGUCUGUUACUAAACCUCCCAGCAAGGAUUCGCAUCAUAGACCAAAGGAUGAAAACUCACUGCCUGAAAAUUAUCCAGCAGGUGCCCACGUCCCUGUCCCUCUACCCACACCAGUGCCAGCUGGGCAGGCUCCAUACCCUCCUUAUUUUGUAGGCGCUCCCUUCCCUCAGCCCAUAUGGGUUCGUCACAGCUACGGUCAAUGGGUACCGCAGCCCCCACCACGAACAAUCAAGAGGAAGAAGAGGCGCUCCCGGGAGCCUGGGCAGAUGACUGUGAGCACCAUCCGGCUCCGCCCCCGUCAGGUGUUGUGCGAAAAGUGUAAGAACUCUCUGAACAGUGACGAGGACGGCAAGGAUGGCAUGUCUACCGCCAAGGCGUCGAGGAAAGAGAAUGCGCCGCAGAGUGACGAGGACUCCAAAGACAGGUCCAUCAAGGUGGCUACUAAAGACGACGCGGACACUGGAAAGGAUAACAAGAGGCGGGAGAACGGCCCCGCCACCUAUGACAGCAAGCGGCUUCGGAAGGACAAGAAGGACGAUGAGCCAAAGUUCCCUGCGGUUCCGUGCAUUCCCCACAGCCCGGUGAUCAAGAUCUCCUACAGCACUCCGCAGGGCAAGGGUGAAGUCAUGAAGAUCCCAGCUCGGGUCCACGGCUCAGUUAAGCCCUUCUGCCCAAAGCAGCUGAUGUCGAAUGGUCUGGGUGACCACCAGAGCAAGUUGCCUGAGCCCGCCGCUCUAACCCAGAGCCAGGAGCAGCGUCACAUCCUGGAUGCCACCAGGACGGGUCUGACCGUUUCCAUUCCGAAACUCAAGCUUCCCAGGCCCCUGACAACCGGCUUGGACCUGCCCUCCCCCAAGAUCCGCGUGAGGACCCUGGGAGAUGGGGAGGACAGCCUGACGAUGUACGAGGCGGAGCUGCUGGAACAUCCGAGAAGAAAGGGCACAAGGGUUCCCGUUCCCGGUCCGCUGCCACACUCAGAGGACUCUGGAGAAAAGACCCCGAUGGAGCUAUGGUCGGGGAGCUCCGGCGAGGAGGCCGACCGAGGCCACGGUGACCUCACACUCCUCAUCAACUUCCGCAAGAGGAAGGCGGACUCCUCAAGCAUAUCUGUGUGCAGCACCGACAGCCUGGACGAGUCUAAAUCCUUCAGCUCAGACGGCACGUCCCCGGAGCUCUGCGAUCUGGCGCCCGGCGAGCACAUCUCGUCCGUGUCCUCGUCCUCGCGAGACGACAGCAAGACAGUGCCGCCGCUCACAGUUCGCCUGCACACACGCAGCAUGACCAAGUGCGUGACAGAGGAGGGUCACGCGGUGGCCGUGGGGGACGUGGUGUGGGGGAAGAUCCAUGGUUUCCCCUGGUGGCCAGCCAGGGUGCUCAGCAUCAGCGGCAUACGCAAGGAGGAGUCCGUUAACUGCGAGGCCCAAUGGCCAGAGGCAAAGGUGGCUUGGUUCGGCUCGCCCACCACCUCUCAUCUAUCCGUCGCCAAACUAUCCCCCUUCCGGGAGUUCUUCAGGUCGCGCUUCAACCGCAAGAAGAAAGGAAUGUACCGGCGAGCCAUUGUGGAAGCUGCGAAGGCGGUGGGUCACAUGACCCCUGAGAUCACUUCCCUACUCACCUCUCACUGCGAAACGUAGAGUCUGAAGACAGAAGAAUGGUCUUCUCUGUGGCUUCAAGAACCUCUCAGACUUGAGUCAUCUAUCACUGGGAGAAAGAAUGGAAGCCUGUGCAGUUGCCACGAUCGCUAUUUAUACAACUUUCCCCCCCUUGUGGCUGGAGUAAAAUGGCUGCCCAGGUGGACUGUCAUUGACUGAAUAAGGGAGCAAGAAAGGCAUGGAAUGAACUACAAGGAAUAUUUUUUUUUGUUUUGUUUUUGAUUUAACCGUAUUUCAAUAGAACUGAAUCGGAAAACACUACCAAUACGAAUGUAUUUAUUAUCUGUAACUAUUUAUCCAUAACAAUUUAAGUUGACCUUUGUACAAUCCCAUAAGAUCUCCGUACUGCUGCUUUUAUGAACGUCCUUCAGAGUCAGAGGGCCUUGUCUGAUCUGUUCUGUCCCAGUGCCAUCCUUAUUGGAAGCCCAUCAACUCUUUGAACAGACCAGGAAAAUGUACAUCCACAACAUUUCCGGUGAAAAGUCUUACUCUACACUUAUUUUCCAAAAAUGAGAACAUAACAUCAAUUCAUCCAGAGAAAGAGCUGUAGUUUCUUCCAUCUUCCAGAGUUUCAUCCUUGUAGCCUUCUUCAGCAUUGCUAGUUGGAUAUGUCAAUGUAAUGUUAUUUCUACAUUCUUGAAACAUUGAUGUCUCUCUGUCUCUUUCAUUUCAUUUUGGUUUGAAUACCAUAGAAGUGUAGUAUGUAUAGGUUGUCGUUGAGAGAUCCCAGAGUUCAGUUGUACUCACUUUAAUUAUUUAAUGUCAUGUAAAGAAAAGCACUUUAUCUGUACCUUGGUGGCCUGCUGUAGGCUCGUUGUCCUAUCACUAACUGGAGUUGCAGCUCUGAGAGGCAACCUGAGUUCAAAUGUCUCAACGUUGACUAUCCAUGGCCUUGGAGAUGACUUUUUUUUUUUUUUAUUUAAUUUUUGGGACACCAGAGAUUUAACCUUUUUUUCAGGGGUGGUUGUGUACACUGUAUUCUUGCAUUUUGGUCUUGGUGUGUCUUUGUACAUUCUCUUAACUCACCCCAGUUCUAUCCUCAUCAAAUGUUUCCACUGGAGGCAGUGGAUAAGUGUCAAACCCUAUGCAUCAAUUAAAGCUUUAUAGACACCCGGAACUGCUGUAAGAAUACUGUGAAUUCAACUUUUUGAGUGGUAAAGGGGUAUGGGAGGUAGGUGGCUACUCUGGAAGUGUAUUUCUGGCUACAGGUUUUCACACUACAGUCUGGAGUGGGAGGCUCCAGGAUCCACCUUUAUUUACCAUAGAGUUGAAAGCAGCACUGUUGAAAGGAGGGAAAGGGGGAGACAGCAGAAACAGGAACCAUGGGUAGUUCAGGAGGCACCAAAUGGGGGUGGGGGGGGAUGGGCAAAGUCUACCUAGACUUGUUCAGCAUGAAUUGCUCAUUGUUUUUUUUAGUUUUCUGUUGCAAAACGUUUCUGUUGUGAGCCCUGAUGAACACGACCCAGAGCUCCUGUUGCUUUUGUGUUCCAUUUUGAAUCCCUUUGGCUUCGUUUGACUCUUUAGGAGAAGGGGGGGGCUAAUUCUGGUUUAUGAUUAAGAUGGAAGCGGAUGUCAGGAAAUUCCCGUGUUUGAUGAGCAACAUGGCUGUCUGCUCUUGGUCAAUGUUAUUGUCUAUUUUUUUUAUUUUUUAUUUUUUACAUGUACUGUACAUAAAAUAAAAUAUACAGGCAAUA
Esox lucius (northern pike) is the source of this 4273-nucleotide messenger RNA. RefSeq names its product PWWP domain containing 2B (gene pwwp2b). The record is from RefSeq and is a predicted model, not a curated record. The coding region runs from base 654 to 2561 and encodes 635 amino acids. The transcript is spliced from 3 exons. NCBI's taxonomy places the organism in Eukaryota, Metazoa, Chordata, Actinopteri, Esociformes, Esocidae. Gene Ontology annotation, cellular component: nucleoplasm; nucleus.